Messenger RNA from Sphaerodactylus townsendi, 3618 nucleotides. RefSeq names its product Rho guanine nucleotide exchange factor 37 (gene ARHGEF37). The transcript is spliced from 14 exons. Gene Ontology annotation, molecular function: guanyl-nucleotide exchange factor activity; protein binding. Lineage: Eukaryota; Metazoa; Chordata; Lepidosauria; Squamata; Sphaerodactylidae. Gene Ontology annotation, cellular component: cytoplasm. The record is from RefSeq and is a predicted model, not a curated record. The coding region runs from base 504 to 2588 and encodes 694 amino acids.
GCCUGCUGCCAGAGCGUUUGCUAUUUUGGCAGUUUGUGCUGCAUGGGGAGUGCUGAGCAGGCCUGCUCAUCUGACUCUGUUGGAAUUGCACACAGCCUGCGACUGCAGUAAACAUCGCAAGAGAGAGAAUGGCAGCCACUGAGCAGAGCUGGGCCUGGCUGAUGAAUCCAUGCUCACAGCUGAGUGGGAUGGCCCUCUCAACUCACUUAGGCGGUGUCACUGCGACUGAAGCACACUGGGUUUAUCAUUAACGCCUCUAGAGCAACAGCGGCAGCAGAGGCAGCUUCCAGAAGGCUGGAACCCCCAGCUAAUUAGCAGGUACCUUUGGCCCAGAUUGGCUAUUAACCACUGCUCACACACCAAACAGGAAUUCAGGGAACUGGUGACUGACAGAACAGACUAAGAGAGUGUGACUGGCCCAUGUUUCCAUGGAAGAAUAGCAUUUGAACCCAAGUCUCCUAUAUGUUAGUCUGGCACUCUCAAAAUUACCGAAAGUCUCCAGCAUGGCAAAUGACAACACUGAAGAACUGCUGGCCAAGGAGUCACCAGGGACUGAGGAUCCCAUAUAUGAAGAAGUGAAAUGGUUCAACAAAACAGAACAAAAUCAACGGAUGGCUGUGGAAGAGCUCAUCAGCACGGAAACAAGCUAUGUACACAACCUCCAUCUUUGUAUUUCUGACAUACGUGACCAUCUCCAGAAAAAGCAGCUGCCUGAAAUAGACUUGGAAGGAUUAUUCUCAAAUAUAGAUGAUGUCCUGAGUGUUUCCAGACGUCUUAUGACAGGCCUUGAAGCCCUGGCAAACCAGAAACAUGAACAGCUGUUUCAUAUCAGCUCCUUAUUCCAAGAUCUCAAAGAGGAGAUGGAAAAUGUCUACAAAGGUUAUUGUGGCAACUACGAUCAAGCUCUUCUCCUGCUGGAUAUUUACAGAAAGGACCCAAGAUUACAAAAAGAGAUUUUGGAUACCCUGCAUCACACAGUGCCUCACACUGGUGCUUCAGACUUGAGCUUCUUCUUGGUGAUGCCAGUACAGCGAGUUACAAAAUACCCACUACUGCUGCAAAAGAUUUUGGAAAACACUCUGGAUAGUGACAGUGCUUAUGAAGCCCUUUCAGCUGCAACCAAGGCUAUGGUAGAAGUCAAUGCCAACAUCAAUGAGUACAAAAGGCGCAAGGAAGUAGCGGACAAAUACAACAAAGCUGGGUAUUUGACACUGCGGGAUCGCUUGGCCCGACUCAAUACACAUUCUAUCGCCAAGAAGACCACACGACUGAGCCGCCUCUUUAUGCAUGAGGCUGGAAUUAUACCUAAGGCAGAGGACAAGGACUUUGAUGAUUUGGAAGAGAGGUUUCAAUGGCUGGCAUCGGGUAUAGCUGAUCUGAAAGAGAAUGUGGCAUCUUUUCUGAGCAACACUGAGGUGUUCCUUGACUCUAAACCCCAUGAGAAUGAACUGGACAUAGAAGAAGGGACUAGACAUCAGUGGUGCCGUCUUGCAGGAAAACUCAACAGCACCAUCUUGCCUGAGUUUAAGAAACGCCUGGAACACCUGGUGUAUCUGCCACUGUGCAAUUUGUCAGAAACCCUGAAAGGGCCUCAAAAAUUGAUCAAGAAGCGCUUACACAAACUGUUGGACUAUGAGGAACUCGAGAAGAAGAGGAAUGAGACAGGCAGUGUGACAUAUGAGGAAGAGGCUGCCAUAAAUACCUAUCUUGCCAUUAAUGACUUGCUGAUGUCUGAACUUCCUGUGUUCAACCUUGUGACCCUCAAGUGGCUGAGGCAGAUUCUGCAGAGUUUUGUGGUUCUUCAGAGAGAUCUGGCUAAGCAAGUUCUUCAAGAGGCAGAAAAGGAGGUAGCCCAGCUGCCACACCGGCACCUUCCUGAAGCUGAUUUCUGGAAGAUAGUGAAAGAUAACUUAUGCCAGGCUGAAAAUCAGCUUUAUUCCUUCUCCAAAAAUUUUGAGAGUGUUAUGCCAAGCCCAGUUGUGCAGCCUCUCGACCCUGCAGAGGAGAGGAGGGUCCUUUUGCUUGUGAAUAAGCAUGGACCAGAUAAGCUAUACCAGGUGACAAGCAAUAUCAGUGGCAGCAAAGAUAUGGACCUGACACUUCAGAGGGGGCAGAUUGUGGCUCUUCUUCAUGGCAUGGACACCAAAGGCAACAGUAACCGAUGGCUGGUGGAUACUGGAGGGCCAAGAGGCUACAUCCCAUCUGGGAAACUUCAGCCAUAUCAUUUAGUCCAAACCCCAAAGUCCAAGAUGGAGAUGCUGAUUCCAAAUGAUGGGGCUGAGAGGAGACGCCAUUCUUACAAUUUGCCUGAGACUCCCAACCCUCCCAUCAAUUUCAAUACAUCGGCUUUCCAGGUGGUGGCUGGCUACUCAUUCACAGCCAGGAACAACCAUGAGGUCAGCUUAAGACCAGGUCAGCCAGUAACUGUCCUGGAGCCACAUGAUAAGAAGGGGAGCAAAGAGUGGAGCCUGGUCGAGGUGAAUGGACAGAGGGGCUAUGUGCCUUCCAGUUACCUGGUGGUAGGGCCCAUUCCAAAACCACCUGGAUGGAGCUCACCUGCAUGGUCACUUCCAGCUCAGCAGACCUAAUAGAAAGAAAAUGUUCUGUUUCAGAAGUCGGUUCUAUUUCCCAUUAUCUGUCGCCUCCAUUGCUCCCCAAGGGGCCAGCCAUGCAAUAAGGACAGAUGCAUGUGGUGAGGCCAGGAAGCAAGUAGAUUGGUACAAGUCCACAUUUUUAUGCAAAAGUGUGAAGGAAUAUUGAUGUGAGGCUGUUUGCAGUGGUCUUUUUUUUCUUUUCAGCCUAACAGCACUAAUAUGAUUCUUGCACAAGUUUUGAGUGAAAAGAAUCUAUCGAAAAUGUAGGGCCAAUCUCAAGAUGUUGGCACCAUCAGUGUUGUUUGACAAAUAGAUGUUUGUGAAUGGACAGUUCCAAUAGAAUGUGAGAAAUGUGCUCAAGGAGUAACAGAGUCUUCAUUCUGGUAUAAUGAAAGCAAAAGAAAAAAAAACUUAUUUUUGAUAGCUUUAUUUUUGGCUUUAAAAAAGAAUUACCUUCCUGUGGAAUGAUCUGCAAAAUAUUACUGGGGUUGGACUGGAAGUAAAAUGCCAGAUUUGGGUUUCAUACAAGAUAUUAUAUCAUAUUAUAUUAUAUCCCUUUUCUCAUUUUUUUGCUUUGCUUUUGUUCUAAAAAGUGAAGGUAAGAGAAGAAACAGAGUAGGCUCCUGUGUUGGGCCAUAGAAAAUAUCAAAAAUACUAGUUAUAUUUAUUUUUAUUAGAACAAUCUAAAAAAAAUAACAAAACAGUAAGCAGGCUUUCAGGUCCCCCAGAACUCUUCAUCAAGUUGGAUAUUCUGGAUGGAAAGGCGAGGAAGGGAGAGGGAAAAAUUUCAGGAUGUGAUGGAUGAUCCCCAGGCUGCAGCUAGAACGUAGUUUUAAAAUGGAAUGUAGGAACCUGGCAAAUAGUUCUCCUUGAGGCCUAUGAGCAGUGACUCCAGAAAGCUUAAAGAAUAAAAUACUCUGCUGCACUGUUUGUAUCCCUAACAAAGAAAAGAAUAACACUAGAAAUUGGGUUGUUGUGUGGUUUCCAAGCUGUAUGGCCGUAUUCCAGUAGCAUUUUCUCCUGA